This is a messenger RNA of Thlaspi arvense, 1020 nucleotides long. NCBI's taxonomy places the organism in Eukaryota, Viridiplantae, Streptophyta, Magnoliopsida, Brassicales, Brassicaceae. The record is from the annotation of a GenBank genome assembly.
AUGAGAUCUAACGAAGAAGAAGCGAGAAGAGCAAUGGAACUCGCAGACAAGAAACUCUCAGAGAAUGAUUACUACGGAGCAAAACAAUUCAUCAACCAGGCACAGAAUCUGUAUCCAAAGCUCGAUGGUUUGAAACAAGUGUCGAUGAUAAUCAACGUUUAUAUCUCUUCUGCAACAAACGGAAAAAAAGAAUCUGAUUGGUAUGGGAUUCUCGGCGUAGAUCGUUUAGCCGAUGACGAAACCGUCAAGAAACAGUACAAGAAGCUAGCUCUCUUGCUUCAUCCGGACAAGAACAAGUUCAAUGGAGCCGAAGGCGCGUUUAAAUUGAUCUUAGAAGCUUCGUGUCAGUUGUCUUAUCACCCUGAGCCUAAGCCUAAGCCUAAGCCUAAGCCUAAGCCUAAGCCUAAGCCUAAGCCUAAGCCUAAGCCUCAGCCUAAGCCUAACCCAAAGUUCGAACCUACCUUUUGGACAAUGUGCAAUAGAUGCAAGACAUAUUGUGAAUAUGUGAGGGCUAAUUAUGUCAACCAGACCUUGUCUUGUCCAAACUGCGGUCAAGAUUUCGUUGCGGCCGAGAUAAUUCCAGAGACCAUCAAUGGGAGGCCAGGCAUCAGAAUGAGUUCAUCUUCUGAUACCUCUUACUCAACUUCGGCAAAGGCUGAAAACCAAGCACACAAAAGAGUGAAAAGAUGGUAUGAGCCGAAUCUUGAGUCUGAUUCUCUAUCAAGAAAGGAGAAAGUCAAUACCUUUUGCUUUUGGACAGUGUGCAAUCGAUGCAAGACGUAUUGUAGAUUUGUGAGAGCUAAUUAUCUUAACAAGACAUUGCCUUGUCCAAACUGUGGUCAAGAUUUUGUUACGACCGAAAUCAUUCCAGAGAUAAUCAGUGGGAAACCAGUUAUCAGAUGUACCAGUUUUCAAGAAACAAGAAAAAGCAGAACUAAUGCUUCUUCUUCAAAGUCGUCGUCUAAUAGUGGAAAGGCUGCAAAUCAAGCUAAAGGAGUGAAAGAAUGGUUCGAGGAGUAA